ACUGAGAUUGGGUCUAAUGGGUCUUGAUGGUGCGUUGGAGUUAGUUACCAAAGAUAAACUGACCGGUAAUCAGAGAGUCAAAGAGAUAAGACGUCGUACAGUGGUUGGCCGUAGGACAACCUGCGCGCAGCUAACAACUCGCGCACCUCAUUGAGUAUAGUUUAGCUAGUCUUGAGGAGGUUCGUAGUACAAGUCACGUCCUUGGAUGCCGCUCUCCGCGUACGUAUGUAAAUUGGAAUUAAUUUCGCGGCCGCGUCAUUGCGUUCGCGCGUCGCCUCGUGCACGCAUAUGGAGUCUGAUGAUACGUGUAUCCCCGUUGUGCUCGCUACGUGCACAAGUGCAUAUCACGGCGACGAGAUGCCUUUGCAACGUCUCGUCAAGUUGUUCAAACGAGUCCGAUGUUGAUCGCGCGGCGAGAUAACAUUUCGAAAAUACAGCUUUAUCUUUACGAUUGCGCGCGACGACGCGACGGGAAACGCACAAUACGGGCGACCGGGCGAUCUUUCUCGCUUCGUUAAUUCGCGUCGCCUUAAAUACGGCGGCUCGUCACGCGACACGCUAGUUGUCGGGGAAAUUCGCCAGCCGAAAGACAACGCCGAAGUGUCAUUAACGUGUGCACACCAUCUCACCCUCUGCCUAAUAAAUGCCGAGAGCAUGGAUGAGCAUAGCGCUAUGUCUCUGGAGGAAUCUCGGAGGUCGCAACGCCCGUAUCGCUACGGAAUGGUUCUUCUGUGCGUCGGGGCUCUCAUAAACUGGCUGGGCCUGGCGGAAAACUACGUAGAGCCAGUGCGAUAUGUCGGAGUCGCCUGCAUAGUCGCUGGGGCUCUCCUCAUUUGCGCCGCAAUGUGCUGUUGGCUGCACGCACCGCCAACUAGAACGAGCACGCACACGCAACACACGAAUCAUCCGAUCACGGCACAGAUCGACGACCCGAUCCACGUGAUCUCCAUCGAGGAGCCGUCCGGCAUGUCGAGGCAGAAGCCGCCGGAUUACGAAGCGGUGACGGACGCACCACCGAGCUACGAUGAUGCUAUCAAGCUGAAUCCUAGUCAAUUAGUCAGACUAAGUAAUGCUAGCACACCGUCGUCGUUAUCCUCGGGACAAAUUAUCCCGACGACCAUCACCAUCGUUUCUCCAACGCUAACACCACCACCGCCUUACGCAAGGUGAAGUCAUAAGGCUGGGACUAGGACACCGUCCACAAUGAAUACGGAGGCUCGCAGCGCGCCGGAGAACCGAUGUAUUGUCGUCUACUGCGAAGAGCGAUCGGCAGUGUGAUUAAAUCAAUGCGAUCAUACGACGAUUCCGUUGUUCGUUCUCGUCACUGCGAGACGCGUGAUCGAAUGUGCAUUUAGCUGCGCAAGAAGCGAUCUUGUCAGGGCUGGGCUUCUAUCAUUCGACGAUCGUUCAGCAACUUCCCGAAGAAGAAGAAUCGAACGAGGAUCUCUCUGCGACAUUUUUAUCAAAUGUCGACUGCUUAGAUUAUUAAUUAUCGGACAGUGUGAAUCGUUGGCGCCAGCGUUUAUCCGGUGCUCGGAACUGCAAACUCUUCCUUUAUAUGUCAUACUUUUCAUUAUGUGUAAUCGGAAUAUACACAGAAAAUAGCGGAUCUCCUAAGAAUUCAUCAAGCGACCUAAAGGACUACGGCUACAAUUUUUACACAGCUCAAUUCGUACAUCAUCGAUAACUAAUCUUGUUCGCGUGAAAAUUCAACAAACGUCUCGAUGAAUCAUUUGAAAGAGGGCGAUGCGCAAAAGCGCGAUGUAUAAUGGCGUGCCGGCACUCAAUGCACAAUCGCAAACUUGUAGAGAUUUACGUGACGUGUCUUUUAAUUUUUUACACUCGCGAACGUAACCAGCAAGAACACCGCGAACAAUCGUCAAUAUUUGCUCGCGGUAUUUGCAAUUUUUAUGCACCGCCUUGUUGCUCACUGCGGUUUUGUAACCGCAAGAUCGAAGCAACUACUUUCGGCGCUUGGACAUUUGGUUCGUUUCUCGCGCUCAGCCGUUUGAUUUAAUAACGCCGUUUGAAUCGUUCGUCUGAUUGAUUUGGAGUGGGCAGAAAUAACAGAGUCCUAAAUUUAGAUAGAGCGAACACGGGACUUUUCUCUCUCUCUCUCUCUCUCCUUCUUUCUCUCUUUUGAUACGGUGUGCAAUUUUAUUUCAUACGGUGACGCGAAUGUAAAGUCAGCGGAGUUUCCAACGAGCAUCAGUCGAGUUUAUCGUUGCCUUUACUGUCGCCUCUCGGAUCUUUGGGUUUCGAAUUUCAUUCAUUCAGGUUCUCAAGUUUUCGAAUUUCACUCACGUCACGCCUCCCGAAUUUGAGGGUGGCUUUAUUAUGCAUCUCAUUAAGAGUUCAUGUCUCGAAAGCGCUCCGCCGGAUGUUCCCCUACUCUUGGACGUAGUUAGACAUGCGACACGCGUCCAAAGAAUAUCGCAUCCCACGAUGAUCCCACGAUGAAAUCAUAAUAAUAGAGCAUUUAGCGUGUUGCAAACUCAGCCGCACGCGUCAUUUACUGAAGAAUGAUCUUCUGUCGUGUAUCAUCUCGGUGUCUGUCUCUUUAAACACGCACACACACGCACACACGCGCGCACGGCAUAUUCAUGCGAAAGCCAUUCACACACGUCCAUUUUAAUGUGAUAUACAAUACCAUUAUAUACAUAUAUAUAUUUAUAUAUAUAUAUAAUUAUAUAUAUAUAUAUGUGUAUAUAUAAAUAUAUACGUGUAUAAAUAUUAAUAUACAUGUAGAUAUUAUGAAGCAAAAACACUAUCGGACCUAACAGCGAAACUUGUAAGAUAAGACUUUUUUUAUAACGAAA
Messenger RNA from Harpegnathos saltator (Jerdon's jumping ant), 2819 nucleotides. RefSeq lists its product as uncharacterized. The transcript has 4 exons. Lineage: Eukaryota; Metazoa; Arthropoda; Insecta; Hymenoptera; Formicidae. The record is from RefSeq and is a predicted model, not a curated record. The coding region runs from base 655 to 1170 and encodes 171 amino acids.